Hemiscyllium ocellatum (epaulette shark) is the source of this 4133-nucleotide messenger RNA. RefSeq names its product transcriptional regulator QRICH1-like. Bases 1 to 2160 code for a protein of 719 amino acids. The record is from RefSeq and is a predicted model, not a curated record. The transcript is spliced from 9 exons. NCBI's taxonomy places the organism in Eukaryota, Metazoa, Chordata, Chondrichthyes, Orectolobiformes, Hemiscylliidae.
AUGCGCGUGACUGGUGCAGCCUCUCCAGCGGCGGCAGCGUUCUCCUGUCGGCCGCCUCCUCUUUACUCCCUCCUCCUCGAUGUUGGUUGUCGUUUUUCGACCGUAGCCAGCGGCGCUUCAGCGAGGUUUAAAACAAAGUUGCUUAAAAUGAAUCAUUCAUUGGAGAAUUCGAUUCCCUAUGAGGAAUAUUUACGGAUGAAAGCACGGACAAUACCACAGCAUCGCAUGAAAGAAUUUUUGGAUUCCAUGAAUGGCAAAGGGUCUGAAGAAAUCCAGCAAUUUGUUCAAACUCCUGUUACAAUGUACCAGCAAAGAGGACAUUAUAUCUACAUGGACAGUGCUGAUGUUGCUGGAUCAUUGCUGGAGUUGUCGAGACCAAUUAGUUCUCCAAUUCAGCAACAUGCGUCACAGGGGUCACCACUAGGGCAACAGCAGAUGCAGUCUCACCAUGUACAAGCACAAGUCCACCAGUUGGAAAUUCAAACAAACCAUCAGUCCUUGCAAGCAAAGCAAAUGCAAGCCCAAUUACAGUCGCACACAUCUUCUGAGGAACUACAAAGUGGCAGUCAAGCUGUCAACUCAAUAACGCAAGAAAGAAGGCCAAGCUCUUCGAGUGUUCCACAGCCUGUGAAGAAAAGGAAAGUUGACUUACCAACUGAAGAAAGCUAUACCAUGAGUCAACCUGCAGUGCAAAAUACCGUAACCACUGUGCUUACCUUGUCUUCUCAGGCACAACAACAAGGGUACAUUCCUGUUCGUCAGGAGCUGCUUACAGUGGAUAGCAGUCAGUUGUAUGGUGUUGUUCCAGCUACCACUUCAGUUACAGGCCCGUUAUCCAAUACAGAAUCAUGGACUAUAUAUACGACACCUGCACCUUGCUCAGAAGGCCAAACUGUACUCCAAUCCUCAAUUCCUCAUGACACUUGUAAUUUAGUACAAAUUGAUGAAAUCCCAAUGAGUAUGACUGGGAUCAAAAUAGAAGAUGACAAGGAUAAGACUCCAGUACUGUCAGAUGGUGGGAAAAACUUGCAGGAUAAAAUGAUCCAGCCAUCUGUGACAGCUGCUUUUUCAACACAGUUUGUGAAUGUGAAUGGCAACCUUCAUAUUCCUGUUACAAUACAAGCUGGUGGGAGAGCCUAUCAGUCUCUGAAAUACUGGGAUCCACAGCAAUUACAGGUUCAAGCAAUUCAGACACAUACAACGGAACAGCAAAUUGAGGCGCAGGCUGAUUUAAUGCUUCCUGAUUCUCUAAAACCAGAAGAAGGGGCUAGUGUCUGGCAGAACUGGGCUCAAGUUAAGAAUGCAGAAAUAAUGAAGGAAGCUGAAAAUAAACCCCCUUUGCCAGGAAGACGACAGCCAAUGAAAUUUAGAGAAGAUGCCCUUUGUGCAACAUUAGUAGAGCUCAAUUAUGGACUUUGUUUGAUGACCAAAGAAGCAAGGUAUUCCGAUGGUUCCCCGUAUGAAGCAGACUUGCUGUAUUAUUUCUUUCUUUGUAUUCAGAAGCAUAUGUUUGAAAAUGGAAGAAUAGAUAAUAUUUUUGCCGAUCUCUACUAUUCUAAAUUUACUGAAAAAUUACAUGAAGUGCUCAAAGAAUGGCAUCCUAAAAUAAGUCCACUUGGUUAUGUCAUUCCAAGUCGAAUUACUGAGGAGAUGCUUUGGGAUUGUAAGCAAUUGGGAGCACACUCUCCAGCUACUCUUUUGUACACGCUAAUGUAUUUCAAUACCAAGUACUUUAUGCUUAAAACAGUCGAACAACACUCUAAAUUAGCUUUCUCUAAAGUAUUAAAGCAGAUGAAAAAGAAUCCAGGCAAUUCAAAGGAUAAGUGUUCUAGUAUACGAUAUCUGCGAUUAUAUGGACAACUUCAAGCUGGACAGAAAGUUACAGAAGAUAUGUAUGUGGAACAACUUGAAAAUUCUGAAAAUCCCUUGAGGUGUCCCAUAAAACUCUAUGACUUCUACCUCUUUAAAUGUCCACAGAGUGCUAAAGGGCGAAAUGAUGCCUUCUACUUGAAUGCUGAACCAGUAGUUGCUCCAAAUAGUCCAAUCUGGUAUUCAACACAACCAGUCAGUAAUGAGGCAAUGGAACAAAUGUUGACCAGAAUCCUUAUGAUAAGGGAGGUUCAAGAAGCUUAUGUAAAUAUAGAGAUUCCUCCCUUCUAGUGAGAAUUUCCCAAAGCAGGGUGCUGGUGGAGAAACUGCCAGUCUAAAGUAAGUCAUAGGAAGAUUAUUUUGUCAGAGAAACAUCUUUGUCUCUUCCUGCUCCCUCAGAAGAUGUUCAUGCACAGUGUGCUUGAGGACUUGUGUAUUAUGAAUAUGGAUGUCAGAAUUUGUAAACCCCGUGAAUUUGUGGGUGAUUUGUAUUCCAGUUCCAAAAGCUUGAUCAGUUCUAUUGUUUCUUUAAACUAUACAGAAAAAUGUAACUGUCUAACUGAACAAACUGUAAAUAAGAGGAAAGUUUAAAAAAACUAUUUCUUCCAGUUAGUAGUAAAGUUUGCUACUUCAUCUAUAAAUUCUUUAAUGGAGCUUUGAAUUAAAUAUAAAUUAUGUGCAUUCCAAUUUGUGGCAACACAGAUAAUUGUGAUCAUUGUAUAACUUAACUUCUUGUUUGAAUCUUGACUCUCAGUUCUGUCUGUACUUUGAUUACAGAUGCUUCCAUGCACAGUCUUUUUUUAAGCAGACUGACAUGUUCUUUAAGUGUCUUUUUUUGUAUGUAAUGUACCUGGUGUACUUAUGUGCCUAAUGUGGAUAUUCCACUACAGAUUUUAAGAAACUUUUUAAAAUAUGGAAAUUGCAUUUGCAUGAACAAAAAUUAAAUUGGGCUUUCUUAAAAAAAAACGUUGGCUUUAGGUUUUAAACCAGAUCAACUUUACCUCACGGAUCUUGUGAUAUUGUGCCUUCGUAUUAGACAGGCACAGGAUAAUUUUCUUAUGGACUAUAGUGUACUAGAAAGCUUUUUGAAUAGCUAGUUUUGGUGGUUUUUACUUUUAUGGGGAUAAUUUUUUUUUCUUUAAUUUGUUUUGAAUCAUUGACUAAAAUCAGUACUGUUAUACACAUAGUGCUUACCAGGGAUAUCAUGUUACCUUUGUAAUUUUUUAAAUACAGAUCAUUCACUAAUUUUGUUGGUCUAGGUAGAAACAAUAAAUUUUGCCUAUGAAAGUAAGAUACACUUUGUUGUUUAUCAUAAAAAACUGAAAUCUUAAAAGAUGCAUCUCCUAAUAUAAAUAUAUACCAAAAAAAUUGUUUGAAAUGCAAGCUUAUUGCAAUCAGUUUAGCUACAGGUCAUUCAAAUAUGGUUAGAAUGCACAAAGAACAGGGUGAGUGUAUAUUUUGAUUAAUAUCCCAAAAUAGAGGAAUUUCAGUAUUUUCCCUUCUAAUUGUUUUGUCAAUUUUGUUCAGUACGGGCAUGUCCAUCUGAUGGCAAAUUGGUUAAAUUAUACCAAUCAAAAAUCAGUUGGGAUAAAAGUUACAUCACACACCACCAGGUUAUGAUCCAACAGGUUUAGUUGGAGGGAGUAGCUUUUGAAGUGCUGCUGCUUUAUCAGGUCACAACCACCUGAUGAAGAAGCAACACUCAAAGGCUAGUGCCUCCAAAUAAACCUGUUGGCCUAUAGCCUGGUGUUGUGAUUUUAAACUUUGCCCACCCCAGUCCAACAUCAGUUCCCCCAAAUCAGUUUGGGAUGCCAUUGCUGUGACAUGUUCGUAAGGAUUUGUUUUGCCAUAUUGCUAAUCCGAUGCUCGUGCUUACAGCUGUAUUUGUAAUGAUUUUAACUUGAUUUCUGUGUUUAGGUACUUGUAUCAUUUUUCUCAUUACUUUUUUUGAUAACCUGUUUUAAGAUGCGAAUGAGAGAUUUUGCUUAAGCCCGUAGCUUCCAAACCUGGUAAGUCACAACAAUUUUCAGAAGCAGGACAUAUUUAGUUGAGCAUUUUUAAUACCUCAGCAAUGACCUUAGGACAGUUCCCUUUAAGGAACCAAUCUCCCAAACUCUUGUUUUGCUGUACAUACAUUUGAAAUCUUGGCCAAUGCAUCUAAGAUGGCCUUGUGUUUUAUUUUAUCUGUGUAUUUAUGUUAUCUUUUCUUGUCUUCUGGAAUCUAAUUAGAAACAUUUUAGAACCAGUUACUGUGUAGAACUCAU